Molecule: messenger RNA, 2990 nt
Organism: Salvia hispanica
Lineage: Eukaryota; Viridiplantae; Streptophyta; Magnoliopsida; Lamiales; Lamiaceae
Product: ATPase 8, plasma membrane-type-like
Biological process (GO): proton export across plasma membrane
Cellular component (GO): membrane
Molecular function (GO): P-type proton-exporting transporter activity; ATP binding; ATP hydrolysis activity
Source: RefSeq, a predicted model, not a curated record
CAUAUCAUUAAUCCUUUCGUGUGAAAACAACCUUCGUUUUUGCAGGGAAGAUUAGAGAGAAGAGUAUUGAAUGCUCUUGAUCUUUCUUCCCCAACCGACCUCUCCUCGUUUCCUUCAAGAUAAUAUCCAUGGGCGCCAUCAAUAUUCAAGAUGUCGACCUUGUGGACAUCCCCAUUGAUGAAGUUUUCGGGCACCUGAAAUGUUCGAGGGAGGGUUUGACGUCUGCAGAAGCUGCAAAGAGGCUUGAAGCUUUUGGCGCCAAUAAACUUGAGGAGAAGAAUGAAAGCAAACUUUUCAAGUUUUUGGGAUUCAUGUGGAAUCCUCUAUCAUGGGUUAUGGAGUGUGCUGCUAUAAUGGCCAUUAUAUUGGCAAAUGGAGGGGGCAAACCUCCGGAUUGGCCGGAUUUCGUUGGCAUCACGGUGCUGCUAAUUAUCAACUCCACGAUUAGUUUCAUCGAAGAAAACAGUGCCGGAAACGCUGCAGCCGCCCUCAUGGCCGGCCUUGCUCCCAAAACCAAGGUAUUAAGAGAUGGAAAAUGGAGUGAGGAGGAAGCAUCCAUUCUAGUUCCCGGAGACCUGAUCAGCGUCAAGCUCGGCGAUAUCAUCCCGGCCGACGCUCGUCUCUUGGAAGGUGACCCUCUCAAGAUUGAUCAGUCAGCUCUCACCGGCGAGUCCCUGCCCGUGACAAAGAAUCCCGGCGAUCAGGUGUACUCCGGCUCCACGUGCAAGCAAGGCGAAAUCGAGGCCAUCGUUAUUGCCACCGGCAUCAACUCCUUCUUCGGAAAAGCCGCGCAUCUCGUCGAUAGCACCAACAAUGUCGGACAUUUCCAACAGGUGUUGACUUCGAUCGGCAACUUCUGCAUCUGCUCGAUUGGUUUGGGAAUGCUGAUCGAGAUCAUAGUGAUGUACCCUAUUCAAAAGAGGACGUAUAGGCAAGGGAUCGACAAUCUGUUGGUGUUGUUGAUUGGUGGGAUUCCGAUCGCCAUGCCAACUGUUUUGUCGGUUACAAUGGCGAUCGGGUCCCACCGGCUGUCUGAGCAAGGGGCCAUCACGAAGAGGAUGACCGCGAUCGAGGAGAUGGCCGGAAUGGACGUGCUCUGCAGCGACAAAACCGGAACUCUCACUCUCAACAAGCUCACUGUGGAUAAAUCUCUAAUUGAGGUCUUUCCGGCUGACUUGGACGGUGAAGGCCUCCUCUUGCUCGCUGCUCGAGCCUCCAGGGUUGAGAAUCAGGACGCUAUCGAUGCUUGCAUUGUCAACAUGCUCAAAGAUCCUAAAGAGGCAAGGGCUGGCAUUACGGAGGUGCAUUUCUUUCCGUUCAAUCCCGUUGAGAAGCGGACUGCCAUCACCUAUUACGACUCCAACGGCAACUGGCACCGCUCCAGCAAAGGCGCUCCUGAGCAAAUUAUUGAACUAUGUGGAUUGAACGGAGAAGCGUUGUACAAGGCUCAAAUGAUCAUCGAAAACUUUGCGAAUCGCGGCCUUCGCUCUCUUGGCGUUGCACGACAAAGUGUGCCGGAGAGGACGAAAGAAGGCAGGGGUAGAGCUUGGGAGUUUGUAGGGUUGCUACCAUUAUUCGACCCUCCAAGGCACGACAGUGCAGAGACGAUUAGAAGAGCUAUUCAACUUGGCGUGAGUGUGAAGAUGAUCACCGGGGAUCAGCUAGCCAUCGGCAAGGAGACGGGCCGUCGGCUUGGCAUGGGCACCAACAUGUAUCCAUCUUCUUCUCUGCUCGGGCACGGAGAAGACGGGUCCUCGAUGUCCGUUGAUGAGCUCAUUGAGAAGGCCGACGGCUUUGCUGGAGUCUUUCCCGAGCACAAAUAUGAAAUUGUGAAGAGGCUACAAGAGAGAAAUCACAUAUGCGGCAUGACCGGAGAUGGUGUGAACGACGCACCGGCGCUGAAGAAGGCAGAUAUAGGCAUAGCCGUAGCAGACGCAACGGACGCUGCUCGUGGCGCAUCGGACAUUGUGCUGACGGAGGCAGGGUUGAGCGUGAUCGUGAGCGCCGUGCUUACAAGCCGCGCAAUCUUCCAAAGGAUGAAAAACUACACCAUCUACGCCGUCUCCAUCACAAUCCGCAUCGUCCUCGGAUUCAUGCUCAUCGCCCUCAUCUGGAAAUUCGACUUCUCCCCCUUCAUGGUCCUCGUCAUCGCCCUCCUAAACGACGGCACCAUCAUGACCAUCUCCAAAGACAGAGUCAAGCCUUCCCCACUCCCCGACUCGUGGAAGCUCAACGAGAUCUUCGCCACUGGCAUCGUCCUUGGCACCUACAUGGCCGUCAUGACCGUCGUCUUCUUCUACCUCGCUGCGUACACCGACUACUUUUCAAAAAUUUUCGGUGUUAGGUCGAUCAGAGGGACGACGGAUGAGCUCACUGCCGCACUCUACUUGCAAGUCAGCAUCAUUAGUCAGGCCCUCAUCUUCGUGACGAGGUCACGAAGCUGGUCGUUCGUGGAACGACCGGGCGUCUUGCUAAUGAGUGCGUUUGUGUUAGCUCAACUGUUAGCAACGGUGAUUGCGGUGUAUGCAAAUUGGGAUUUUGCGAGGAUGAAAGCCAUCGGAUGGGGAUGGGCCGGAGCGAUUUGGGUGUACAGCAUUGUCACCUAUUUCCCUCUUGACAUACUCAAAUUCAUCAUUCGAUUUGCAAUUGAAGACAAUAAGACAACGAAGAAGAAGUACGGUGACGCUGACAAGGACGCGCGGUGCUCCCUCACCGACCGCCUCUCCGCCUCUGACUUCUGAUGAGCAGACAAAUAUUUUGGGAGAUGACACUUAAUAUUGAACAACAAGUUGAGGGAAAAUGGUAACAAAAUCAUAGUUUUCACAAAAAUUUAAAUUUAAGUUUUGAGGGAAAAUGUGAUUCUCAAAGAGUAGAUAAUAAUUAGUAAAUUUGAGUUUUUUUAACAUUUGUAUUACGCAAACUACAUACUUGUAUUUAAGUUUUCAUCGUCCUACGAGCUUUCAGACAAGUUUUGCCAUCAUCGUUGAUGC